AUGCUUCAGAGACGGCAAGCUACGACCACGCCUGCCAAAGAAAAUCCUGCGUCGUUGAAGGUUGACCCGGCCACGUUUGUCGUCAAGUUUGACCUGAAUCGUUGGUCGCAGUGUGCUCCGAUCACGACAUACAUCCUCACGCUGUGCUCUACUCGGACCAAAACGUGGUGGGUCGUGCGCAAACGGUUCUCCGAGUGCUACGCCAUCCGCCAGCAGUUGGUGCGUCUCCCGGGAGUGACCAAGCCAGUCGCAGCGAUCCUUCGACCCAUGUCGUUGCUCCCGUUUCCACGCCGCAAAAUCCAGGGCGACAAUGAUGAAAUCAAAGCCGAGCGAGCGAUCGGUCUGCAAGCGUUCACCGCUGCUCUGGCAGUCAUGCGGCAGAAGUGCAUGGCUCUUGCGAUGGCAAGUGUCGAGUCGGACGUCUUCGACCAAGUCGAUCUGCUCUACACAGCCCUUACAGCCUUCCUUCAAGUCCCCGCGCUUCAAGUUCAAGAGGAAGUUCGCCAAUUCGUUCGAACCGCCACGUGUGAUGUUGGUCGGUUGCCAACCAGCUCGGACAACAGCGCUUGGAACCCCGCUGUGCCCGCCGUCGAGUGCGCCAUUUGCUUGGACGACAUGGAAAGAGGGGAUGCGACCAUCGUCGUCCUCCUUUGCGGCCACUCGUUCCACAAAGCGUGCGUCGAGGACUGGAUCAAGAGCCACUCCACGUGUCCUUUGUGUUGCACCCUGUCCUACGACCACAGCUACGUCAUCGAUUGCACAGUCAGCGCGAUAUUAACGGCGUCGACUGCUCUUGGCCAGACUUUGCUGGGUCAGCUGCGACAAUGCCAAACAACGUUCGCCCGCAUGCAAGCGUCGCCGCUCCUUCUGCAAGAAGGACAUCGGCUCAUGGAACGGCCCCCUAACAGCGAUUCCGCGUGCGCCGUUUGUUUGGACAACCUGAUGGUGGAGGAUACGGCAUGCCGUCAACUAGAAUGUGGUCACAGAUUUCAUCCUCCCUGCAUCAUCAAGUGGCUGAGCUCGCACAAGAGUUGCCCCGUGUGCAGAUCCGAGUCUUGCCAUGGCUUCAUGUCCUAGCCGCUGUCCUUUGUGUGUGUGUGUGUGCAAGUGCACCCAAGAGCAACGUCAGCACGUUUCAAAUACAUCGUGUGGAUCCUCCUGACCAGCGGCUGCAGCUGACGCGGGAGGCCCAUUGUCAAGCAUCAUCUGGUAUGUUGAGCAGGGAGCAACGAAUUUGCCUGCGAUGGCAUUGCCAGCGCCGCCAAUCCACGACGACCGACCGA
Aphanomyces invadans is the source of this 1283-nucleotide messenger RNA. RefSeq lists its product as hypothetical. The record is from RefSeq and is a predicted model, not a curated record. The transcript is spliced from 2 exons. Bases 1 to 1077 code for a protein of 358 amino acids. Gene Ontology annotation, molecular function: phosphatidylinositol binding; ubiquitin protein ligase activity. Lineage: Eukaryota; Oomycota; Saprolegniomycetes; Saprolegniales; Verrucalvaceae. Gene Ontology annotation, biological process: ubiquitin-dependent protein catabolic process.